This is a messenger RNA of Nomia melanderi (Alkali bee), 4104 nucleotides long. Its product is annotated as START domain-containing protein 10. Gene Ontology annotation, molecular function: lipid binding. The record is from RefSeq and is a predicted model, not a curated record. Lineage: Eukaryota; Metazoa; Arthropoda; Insecta; Hymenoptera; Halictidae.
CAUUAAUUUUGUUGUCCAACUCAAUAUCUCCAGUGUUUACAGGAAUUUUGGUGGCCAUAGUGAGAAUAUUUUUCUAUAAAAAAUAAUAUAAGAAUUAAUAACUGUUUCUUUAAAUAUUACAAUAAUUAGUUUUAUUCUUUUGCUAAUACUUUAAUCAUAUUUUAACUUCAUUAACAAAUACCUGUAAGGGAAAGUAAAUGAUUUUAGUAAAGAAAAAUUAUCACAUCACCGUAAUGAAUAUUAAUAUUAUUCUAGUUACCGUAGUUUAAUUUGAGUUUCUUUGUAUUAAAUAAUUAUAAUACAAAAAUUAUUAUAAAAUUUCAAUAUUACAAACACCACGGGCGGUAAUAGAAAUAUGAAAUGAUCAGUAGCGGUCAGUCAUGAUCAGUAGUGAUUAUUACGAGCAUCAACGUGUUACUUCCUGCUGAGAAUGCGAAGUUGAAAUAAAAAGAGAUAUGAUACCUAUAGAAAGAUAAUCUCAAUGGCAGUUAGAAAAGAUAAAUUAAAUAGAUGUUCGCUAACCUAUCACUGCUACACCGUGCCGGUGACGCAGGUUGGUUGAUUCUUUCGGUAGCAGUUGACAGGAAUACUCGAUUUUUGUAAAUGUCAUAUGGAAAUUUUCAACUGUAUUCAGAAGUUAAAUAUAUGAUAUGAAUUGUUUGCACUCCGCAGAAGUACACUUUUGCGGCAAGGGCAAUUGUUGUGACGGGAAAAAGAAUGAAUGAAUUUUAUGGAUUAUAUACUUAAUUAUUAUCUCAAGAGCCCAAAAAUGUACAAGACUGUUCAAAGGUUACUUCGGCAUAAGUAUAAGGCCUAUCGUAUAACAGAAUUAAAUGUAUUUAAAUUUUUUAUCAGUAUGCUGUGAACUAUAGAAGCAUAAGACAAUAUUCUUAUAAAAUGGAUAUUGGAAUUGUUAAAAUUGCUGAGGAUAAAGAUUUUGAGAAAUUGAAACGACUAUACGAUGAUAAUAAUGACUGGAGAUUAGAUUACAAUAAGCCUGAUCUGUCCGUUUGGACAAAAUCUGUACCAGGAAUUAGUUUUAGAAUGGUGAAAAUUAGAACUCGUUUCUCUGAUGUUUUACCAGAAACAUUAUACGAUGUAUUGCAUGACCCUGAAUACAGAAAGGUUUGGGAUACCCAUAUGAUUGAAUCAAAAGACAUAGGCUUUUUUAAUCCGAAUAAUGAUAUUGGUUAUUAUUCCAUGGCUUGUCCAUCUCCAUUGAAAAACAGGGAUUUUGUUCUACAAAGAUCCUGGCUUGAUACUGGUAUAGAACAAUUAAUUCUAAAUCAUUCUGUUUUCCAUAAGGAUUAUCCACCAAGAAAACAAUUUGUAAGGGCAACAUCUUAUCUUACAGGAUACAUUGUAAGACCAUCGCGAAAUGGUGAUGGUUCUGAAUUGGGAUAUGUGUCUCAUACCGAUCCACAUGGAAAACUACCAGUUUGGUUAGUUAAUAAAGUCACACAAAUAUUUGCGCCUAAGAUGGUUAAAAAGUUACAUAAGGCCUCUGUAGCUUACCCUGAUUGGAAAUUAUUAAAUAAUCCAAACUAUAAGCCAUGGCAUUUUCCUGAACAGAUAUCUGCGCCAAGAAUAAGAAUUGAAGAGUGUGUGAAGUCCACUGAAGAAAGAAAUUCGAAGAAUCAUUAUGUCGAUGAAUCAGAAUUAAAGGAGACUACUAUAAUGGAUAGCGAUUAAGUUUUUUUCUGCAAAAAGGUGCACUCUCAUGUGGUUAGAAUUUGAAAAGGUCUAACUAUAUAGUAUAGUAAAAUUAAAAUUCAAACAAUUCGAUUUGUAUGCGUACAUACCCGUGUGCAUGCAUACAUACGACUGCUUAAAUUUCAUUAAUUAUUCUAAUAAUAAGGGUAUCAGGUUUAUUGCAAUAGCAAAGCUUAUGGCAAUGGAUGACAAUGUAAGUAACAUUGUGGCUUGCAUUGCAUGUAUACUAGUCAUAGGUUGUUAUCAAAUUGAAAAAAUUGUAUGUGUUGUUUAGAACGCAUAUAAUUUAUUGUAUGUGCUAUGAUGUGGAAUAUAUAUAACGCACAAUAUGUAGAUCGAUUGAUAACGAUGAAUUUUUGUUUAAGUGGAUUUAUUUAAGUAUAAGCAUUAUGUAAAUGUUAGGAUUGAACAUAAUUACUGAAGGUACAAAACUUAAGUGUUAUUCAGAUUGAGUAUUUGUUGAACCUAUUGUAUUAUAUCAUGCUGCAUAGACACUUAUCGUAAUAUUGCAGUAUUAAAAAAUGUGAUUUUUGUACUAUCAAGGAAAUUCAAAUGAAUACAAAAAUAGUAGUCAAAUACGGAUAGCAUUUUUGUUAGAACUUUUUAAGCAUAUUAGUUCAUGAUAAUGUUAUUCAUUAGGCUUAAAAAUAUUAAAAUCUGAAUGCACGAAUAAUGAUCUAUUUUAAUUUGAACAAAUAGCUUUAUACUAACAAUGAUAAAUUCUUGUUCUAAUAAAUAUUACAAAUUUUAUUCACUUCAUUACAAUAUAUCAUCUACUUUACUCGGACAAUAGUUACAAGUAAAAAGAUCGAUCAACUGAAAUGAAUUUAAUUUUACAAUAGUAGUUCCUGUACUUAAAGUUUUUUACAUUUUUUAGAAGAAGAAAUGAGGAAAACGUAUUCUGCCUACAUUUAAUACAGUUACAUAUCCUAUUUAUACAAGUUUAACUGAUAUCUUUUACUAUUUUAUUAUAAAAUACAAAUUUAUACUUUUCUGCAAUUAAUACAAUUUUCUUAAAUACUUAUGUGAUAUAUACAUAUAGGUUUAUAUACGUAUAUAAUUUAUUGUAUAAUGUUCGAAAUAUUUAUUACGUAUAUUUUACUUGAUUGCAAAUUAAAGUUUAUAUAAAUUGUGAGUGAUAAAUGUUUAAAGAAAGUGCAACUACAGUGUUGUCUAAUUAUAAAUAUUUUUUAAAAUAGUUCAAUCUAGAGAAUUUUGGAAGUGAAACUGAAUAAGUAUAUUACUGCACUAUUUAAAAUGAUUCCGUGCACUUUGUCUUAACGAUCAAUCUUUUAUAUAUACAAUUAGUUAGAUAAUUUAUGCAGAUCUGUAAUUGUGUUAGUAUGCAAUGUUCUUUACAUAUAGAUAACAUAUAUCCAAAACUAAUAUUCUUCUACUAUGCUUCCAAAAAUUAAGUUUUUAUUAUCUAUAUUACAGUGUCAAUUGAAAGACAAAUAAAUAGUUGCAUUUGUAAUUAGAAAAAUCAAAAUUAUGUAUAUUGCUAAUAACAUGAUAACAAAUUUUAGAAUUUAUAAGAUUUAUUAAAAUUAUUUACCUUGUAUUUAUGAUCAUAUGUAUUGUAUCCUACGUUUAUUUACUUUGUUUCUUGCUCGAAAAUUUAAAUUGAUGUUUUAUAUAAAUUUAUCUGUAAUUGCAGUUAUGUAGAAACUUUUUAAAUUGUGUUUCUAUAAUAUACACACGACUAACAAUAUUCAAGACAAAAUAAGUCUUUAAUAAUGAUAAUCUUUUAUUUAAUGUAUUUCAUACAUUUUUUUUUAAAUGUUUACAGUAUUUAUCAGUGACUGUAAACUUAUUUUUAAUUUAAUUUUCAAGUUACUUAAAGUAAGUAUAUGUGUUUAGAUGUUUAUUUUUAUUUGACAAUAAAUUGUAUGAAAUACAUCAAACUAACUAUACAUUGUACUUACUUACUAACUGUUCAAAAAUCAUUUAUAAAAUAUUCUUACUCGCAAAAUUGUAAUUAUGGGCUUAGAUAAUAUUUCUUUUAUUACAGUACAUUUUCUAAAAUUGUAUGAUUGUAUUAUUAUACACGAUUUUUUUAUCAUUAAUGAAAAUAAUUGCAGUACAAGUUUUGGAAAUACCUUCGUAUUGAUGCUGACCGUUUUUGCAGUGCAUCGUAUCUUAUCAGACAUUGUGAUAGUAUAUAAUAAUGUUGCACUGCAAAUAGAAUAAAGUAAUUUUGUUCAUAAGAUAUUGUAUAAAAAUAAUAUAAAUUGUUAACAUUUUUGUCAAUUAAUUGUUUCAUAUCCCUUCAUUAAUUAAUUUUCUAUUUCGCUGUACAGUGUACGCGAUUCCUUAAUAUUGAAACAUAGAAAUAGAAUUAAAUAUAAUUUUAAAGUCAGUCAAUCUUUAUAAAAUUAUUUGAGUAGAAAA